AUGGCAGCUCUUCACGCCCCCUCACCCUCCUUUCUGGCCACCUUCCUCCCCGUCGCCCGCGCCCAGCUCUUCCCUCAUCUCCAACAACCAGUCCGGCGCAUACCCUUACUCCAACGCCUCCGGGCAUCGGCAUCCCUCCUUCCCGCCGCUCUCGUGCCCAUACCAGGAUUACUAGGUGAUCUCUGGGAUGGCUUGCUCAACGCCGUGCCCAAGAAGAAGACAUCCCAUAUGAAGAAGCGGCACCGACAGAUGGCUUCGGGGAAGCACUUGCGGGACGUGACGGCCUUGAAUAAGUGUAGCGCGUGUGGACGGACGAAGAGGGCACACGUACUUUGCCCUUAUUGUGUGCAGAGUAUACGAAGAUGGAUAAGCACAGGCUUCAGGACGACAAAGGAGUUGGAGGAGGAAGACACCGAGAGACUGGUGCGGAUCAACGAGGAAAGAAGGCUACGAGGAGCGAAACCCCUGGACCUGCCCAAGCCUAAGAUCAACGGGGAAGGCGAGAGGAAGGCUGACACGCCGUGA
This is a messenger RNA of Saxophila tyrrhenica, 525 nucleotides long. RefSeq lists its product as uncharacterized. The transcript has 2 exons. Bases 1 to 525 code for a protein of 174 amino acids. The record is from RefSeq and is a predicted model, not a curated record. Lineage: Eukaryota; Fungi; Ascomycota; Dothideomycetes; Mycosphaerellales; Extremaceae. Gene Ontology annotation, molecular function: structural constituent of ribosome. Gene Ontology annotation, biological process: translation. Gene Ontology annotation, cellular component: mitochondrial large ribosomal subunit.